UUGACCCUUCCUUUGUUUGAGAGAGAGAGAGAGAGAGAGAGAGCUAUGUUUGCUCUUUGUGCCUCACAUUUCUUAUGGUUUUCUGUCAAAAAUAUAAUCCAUCCCCAGUGCUGAAUCCUUUUUUCUUAAACAAAACCCGAUUUUCGUCUAAUAUUAAAAUGCGGGUUGCCUUUUGUUUCCGCAUUUCUCAAUUCCUAGUACCACUGCCUUAAUUGUGCUAGGUUUGAAUGUAUAUGUUGUAGGUUUACAGACAAAUAUUCACUUAGUUUGUUUUGGUUCUGUUUUUUAUUUAGAUUGUUCAGAGAGAUAGAUAUGGCUGUUGGUGCAGAGGCUAUACUAGUUUGUGUGUGGAGAGUUCUUCAUUUUUCCAUGAAGACCACUAGCUUAUGUGUACAGAAGCAUCCAUUUGUUUCAGCCAUUUUGUUUUUCAUCUACUUCCUUUAUGUAUUUUUCAAUCUUUUUGUCUUCUGGUUUCCAUUUCUGGUCUGCAUUGCUGCUCUGCUCAGAGUUUUUUGGACUUCAGGAGGACUCACAAUCCUAGAGGUCAAACGGGAUGAGAAACGGAUUAAUGACCGAAUUCCAUGUAAAAAAUCUGAAUCUGUUCAAGAUGAUGUUGCUGUUAAUCGAGAUGGGUGCUCCGUGUUAACGAAACAGAAAAGUAGACGAACAAAUGUUGCAAGAAGGUGCAGAGAAGAAGGGGAUGCACAAGCUGGCAAGGUGGAAAAAGACGCGCCUAUAUCGACAACUUGGAAAGAUAAUUUAAUCAGUGGAACUGCCUUGGUUGGCAAAAACACCAAGGCAGUCAUGGAGGAGAAAGAGAAUAAAACUUCCUGUCAUGGAGAGAGCUCCACUGCUAAAGCACCAUCUACUGACAAUAUUCAACUUCUUGUUGAGCAGCACCAAUCUGUCCUAGAUUCUGACCUUUCAGAUUCUAAUCUCUCGUCGUCUGAUGACUCAGAUGGACAGACUGAAAAAUCCGAAGGUGGCGGGAUUGAUGGAGGAAUAGCACAAGAGGAUGGGAAUAAGGCUGUGCAGUGGACAGAUGAUGAUCAAAAAAAUCUCAUGGAUCUUGGAUUUUCUGAGAUUGAAAGAAACAAAAGGCUGGAAAGUUUAAUUGCCAGACGAAGAGCAAGAAAGUUAUUCAAAAUCCAGGUUGAGAAAGGUCUAAUUGACUUGGACACUAUAAUACCAGGUCAAAUUGCUCCCAUUUUUAUUGCGAAAAACAACCCUUUCGAAUUUGUGGAAGGCUGUAAUGAGAUGGACACACCUGGUUCAGCGCCUUCCAUUUUGUUACCUAUGCAAAAUCCAUUUGAUCUUCCAUAUGAUCCACUCGAAGAGAAGCCGAACCUUAUGGCAGAUAGUUUCCAACAAGAAUUCACAGCAGUUCAGCCAAAGGAUGUGCUAUUUUGCAGGCAUGAGAGCUUCUCUUUGGGGGCUUCUUCUUUCCCAUUAGAAACCAGGAAGAAAGCAAUGGAUGUAAAGGGGUUCUCCAGAUUUAAGAAGCAAUCAGAGACGGGAUCUCACGAUAAGCAUAUUGAACGAAUGCUGUCGGGUAAGCAUGACGAUGUUAUUGAAGCUCUGUUGUCAAAAGUACGUGACAGAUCUGAGAUUGACAGCAACCCUGAUAUUGCUGAGAAUGGAAUUGAAUCCUCCUCCGUUCAGGCAACAAGCUCAGUGAAACCCAAAGAUGGAGGCAGCGGAGAAAGUCAAAGUGCGAUCGAUAUCAAAGGAGAGAUGAAUAUAGAAAAUAUAAGUGAAGGUCAGAUGGAGCAACAAAUAACAGAUGGCAGCAAUGAUGAUGAGUCAAGCUCAACAUCAUAUUCUGAAGAAGAUGACCACACAUUUAAUGCUAGUACAUCUGGACCACCCCCUCAAAAUGCAUUAUCGAAAGUGAGACAUGUUCCACCGAAACCUUUAACUUGUUCAGUCCCUAAAAGCAAAACUGUGAAAGAAGCUUUAUAUGAGUCUAGCCCGUCUGCAAAUGAAAGGAGCAGAUUUGAAGAACGUUUGUUUUAUGCAGAAAGGGGCACCUGUCAUACUCCUACAUACUCUAUAGCUUCUGACCUGCAGGUGGAGGUCUCAGAGCUUGGUUCACCUCCACUGACCAUUGACGGGGCCAAUUCACCCACAGAUAGAGAAUCAUUGAACUUAGAUGGGGACUUUGAAAGAGAGUAUAUGUGGGCAGCCUCAUCUCAAUCAUCCAGAACAGAAGAAAAUGAAUCAAAAUCGAGGGGAGUACGGGGACUAAGCGAGAAGGACCUUGCAGACAUAAGAUCUUCAGGAAACAAUAAGAACACCAAGGGUGUUGCUGAAUCAUCCAUGCCUUUGCAACAGCCAGAAGAACUAGAUGAUGCGUGUUCAUUGUCAUCUUCAAUGACAGAAAUUUAUGGAGACAGUCAAGUCCAUUCGGUGAAUUCUGAUGGAAAGAUCCAUGAUGAUGUCAGGCAAGUAGUGGAAGAAGUUGGGAACCCAAGGACUUCUAGCUCAUUGAAUGCACUUUCGCCCGAAAAUAAAGAGGAAACAAUGAAGUUGACAGAUACGUUGGUAUCUCAUCCUUCUGUAAAUCCAGAGGAAUCGUCUAAUCCUCCUGGUGAGACUACAAAGAAGGUGAAUGUUCCGGCAGCCAACACAAUUGAUAACUCGAAAGAUGAGAAGAAAAAUACAGACAGAGACGGUGGAGCCCAGAUAUCGACUAAGAAAGAGUCUGUGAGAGGGCUAUCAAAACCAAAUGAGGGGACUAUUUCAGAAUCUAACAGGCAUUUGGAGAAAAGUUCUGUAAAUCCUGCUGAAUGUCAAGCAACCUUGGACAGUACACAACCAACAAAGGACAAUGAGAAUUCAAACCAUAGUGAGGGAGGUCUUCGAAAGGUAACUGAAAAUGAGGGCAAAAAAGAACUUGAUGCUAAAAAGGACUUGAACCCAGUUCAAGGCAAUAAAGAUGAGCAAGGUACUGCACAAAGGGGAGUUUCUGAGGUAAAGCAGAUAUCUGGUGAUCCCAUUGCAUCAGCUCCACAGAAAAAUUUGGUGAGCAAAGAUGUUCCCGUAAAUUCGACUUCAUCAUCAUCUCCUACGUCAGUGUUGCUAGAACAUAUCCCAAAGGACCAAAUGUCCUCAUCAAUUUCUAACCCUGAGGGUGCCUCAAAAUCUGAGGUGGGAGACAAGGUGAAAAGUAAUUCAUCAGAAGAGAAGCCGCAUGACAGUACACUGUUGGCACCUCAAAAUGUAAUGCAUUCUGUGGAGAAACCAACAAAUCAGCAAUCCAAUACAAGUGAUUCUAAAACAUCACAGGAACCAGGUAAGCCUCCAGAGAAGUCCACUGAGGAAAUCAACAUCAUAUUGAAUAAACAAGCUGAAGAUAUUGGGAAUUUAUCACAAAAGGCAACAGAAGCUGCUUCAGUAUUAAAAAAACAAGCUGAUGAAAUUGAAAAGGUUUCACGAAAAGCAACAGAAGCUGCUGCUGAACUCCAAAAACCAGCUGAAGAAACAGGAAAUAUGUCACAGAAAGCAACAGAGGCUACUUUAGAUAUGAAAAAAUCAGCUGAAGAAAUUUGCAGUGCAUCACAAAAAGCAAAUGAGGUAGUUUCAGAGAUUAAAGUACCAGCUGAAGGAAUUAUAAAUGUAUCACAAAAGGCAACAGAAGCUGCUGCAGAAUUGAGAAAAACAUCUGAAGAAAUCGCAAAUGUAUCGCAAAAGGCAACUACAGUAGAAUUAAAAAAACCAGCUGAAGAAAGUGUUAGUGGAUCAAAUAAAGCAACGGAGGCUGCUGCACAAUUUAAAAAACCAGCUGAAGAAAUUGAAGAUGUAUCACAAAAAGCUAGAGAGUCUGAUGCAGAAUUGAAGAAACCAGCUGAGGCAAUAGUAAAUGUAUCACACAAGGCAACAGAUCCCACAGUAGAAUUAAAACAAUCAGCUGAAGGUGUUGGGAGUGUAUCCCAAAGGGAAACAGAGGCUGCUGCACAAUUAAAAAAACCAGCUGAAGAAAAUGAAAAUGUAUCGCAAAAAGCUUCAAAGUUUGAUGCAGAAUUGAAUAAACCAGCUGAGGAAAUUAGAAAUGCAUCAGAAAAGCAAACAGGGGAUGCUACAGAAUUUAAAAAACCAGCUGAAGAAAUUGGAAAUGCAUCACAAAAAGCAACAUAUUCUACUUCAGAUUUGAAAAACCCAGCUGAACAAAUAGGAAAUGUAUUGCAAAACACAAGAGAAGCUGCUUCAGAAUUGAAAAAAGUGAGUGAUGAAAUUGGAAGUGUAUCAACAAAAGAAACAGUGGCUACUGCAGAGUUGAAAAAGCCAGCUGAAGAAGUUGGAAGUUUAUCACGAAAGGCGACAGAGGCUCCUGCAGAACUAAAAAGGCCACCUGAAGAAAUUGGAAAUGUAUCACAAAACGCAAAUGAGGCUCCCGUACAGUUGAAAAAUCCAUCUGAAGAAAUUGGAAGUGUACCACAAAGAGCAAGGGAUGCUCCUGCAGAAGUGAAAAAACCAGCCGAAGAAAUAGGAAAUGUAUCACAAAAAGCAUCACAGACUGCUGCAGAAUCUUUAAAACAAGGUGAAAAAACUAAAAAUUUAUCAGGAAAAGCAAUAGAGGCUACUGCAGAGUUGAAAAAACCAACAGAAGAAAUGGGAAAUGUUUCACAAAAAGUAAGAGAGGGUCCUGCAGAGUUGGAAAAACCGAUUGAAAAAAUUGGGAGUGCAUCAGAAAAAGCAACAGAGGCUCAUGCAGAAUUGAAAAAAGCAUCAGAAGAAAUUGAAAGUGGAUCACAAAAAGCAACAGAGCCUGCUGGAGAAUCAAAAAAACCAGCUGAAAAUAUUGAAAAUGUCUGGGGAAAGACAACAGAGGCAACUGCAGGGUUGGAAAAACCAGAAGUUGGAAGUAGUUCAGAAAAAACAACGGAUACUGCUGCAGAAUUGAAAAAACCAAUUGAAGAAAUUGGAAAUGUAUCACAAAAAGCAACGGAGGCUCCUAUAGAAUUGAAAAAACCAUCUGAAGAAAUUGGAAGUGUAUCACCGAAAGUGACAGAGACUCCUGCAGAAUUGAAAAGGCCAGCUGAAGAAAUAGGAAAGGUAUCAGAAAAAGCAAUAGAAGCUGGUGCAGGAUUAAAAAAAACAGAUGAAAAAGUUGAAAACUUGCUAGAAAAAGCAACAAAGACUGCUGCAGAACUGAAAAACCCAACUGCAGAAAUUGGAAGUGUUUCACAAAAAGCAACCAAAGUUUCUGCAGAUGAAAAGAGUGGAAGUAUAUCACAAAAAGCAACAGAGGCUUCUCCAGAAUUGGAAAAAACAACAGAGGCUGCUGUAGAGCUGAAAAAACCAGUUGAAGAAAUCAAAAUUUAACAAAGACUCUAUUGAAGAUACUGAAAAUGUAUCACGAAAAGCAACCAAGGAACAAGAAGAUUCUCCAAAAAAGAGGCUUGAAGUUUUAAAUGAAGUUGGUGAUCAAGUAGUCAGUGCGAGGAAGACUAGAAGCAGUUAGUGUAUAGAAGGAGGUAAAGGUGGACUUCAUAAAGCCAGCUGAUGCCAGAGGCAACUUGGAAGCCAUCAAAGAUGUAGAAUGUGAAUCUAAAACUUCAGUGAAAUAUGAACAGGCUGCUGAUCGGUCAAACUGAACGGUAAAAAUAGUAAAAUCAUCUGUGCAACUGCUGUAGAAGGGUACAGAAUAUGAUGCUUCAACAACUGUUUACCAGAUUCAUUUGGGUUUCCAGAAGAGUAGAGCAGGACUAUUUAAAUGUUUAUAAUCUGUAACAUGUCAAAUUUCUAUUGUCUUUCCCCUUUUCUUGUGAAUUGAAUGUGGAUAUCUACUU
Prunus dulcis (almond) is the source of this 5792-nucleotide messenger RNA. RefSeq names its product microtubule-associated protein futsch-like. Lineage: Eukaryota; Viridiplantae; Streptophyta; Magnoliopsida; Rosales; Rosaceae. The transcript has 5 exons. The coding region runs from base 313 to 5325 and encodes 1670 amino acids. The record is from RefSeq and is a predicted model, not a curated record.